This is a messenger RNA of Rana temporaria (common frog), 643 nucleotides long. Its product is annotated as zinc finger protein 814-like. NCBI's taxonomy places the organism in Eukaryota, Metazoa, Chordata, Amphibia, Anura, Ranidae. Bases 1 to 627 code for a protein of 208 amino acids. The record is from RefSeq and is a predicted model, not a curated record. The transcript has 3 exons.
AUGUACAGGUACUGCAAGAGCCUGAUACCAGCUCCCAUUCAGGGUGAAGAACAGAUUAAUAUAAAAGUUGAGGUUAAAGAAGAAGAAGAAUUAGAGACGUAUGUGGGGGGUGAUCAGCCAUUCACCGAGGAGGUUGGGAUCAUUAUGAAGAGUGAAGAGGAUGGAAAUUCUCCAGCUAUCAACUCAAAUGGAUGUGAUGUGAGGAAUUCCUCGGAGAGACAUCUUCUAUUAUCUGCUGAUUGUAAGUCAGAAGAUAAUGUCAUCACACAGGAUCCUCCAGGAGGAAAUCCAAAUACACAAAAUAUACAUCACAGACCUUCCUGUCCGGAGACAUCAAUGGAUCCCUCUGAUCAGGGGGAAUCUUCUCAUCAAUCACAUACUAUGAUUGUAAAUAUCCAUGUAAGAUCUCACACUGCAGAUAGAUCAACAGAUCCUUCUAAUCCCGAGGAAUCUUCCUCACCCCAUGAAGGAGAUCACCGAGGUGACUAUCAAUUCUCAUGUUCAGAGUGCGGGAAAUCUUUCAAUAGGAAAGGAGCACUUGUUGAACACCAGAGUAUUCACACCGUGCCCUUCCUUAUUCAUGUUCAGAGUGCGGGAAAUGUUUUGCUUUUAAAGGAGACUUUGUAAUACAUCAGAGAAUUCA